AUGAGCUUGAAGACUCUCAGGCCGGCCUAUACCAGCCUUGCAACACGAACCCUUUCACGAGCCACCGCCCGCACGCAGUUGAUCGAUCGUCACUUCACGCCUGCCUUCACUACGAUAAGAAACUUCUCAGCCACCAAGAUGGCACCAGAACCCGAGAGAGACAGCGAGGGUGUGGAGGAGUGGAAGAAGAGAGCACCAUACAGAAUCCACGACAGCAACGAGCACUUCAAGCACCGCUAUGAAGCCAGCUGCCAUUGCGGCAAGGUCGAGUACGAGCUGAGCAGAGAGGAGCCGUUGGAUAGCAAGUUGUGCCACUGCACUACCUGUCAGACCCAGCACGCUGCACCAUUCCAGUGGGCUGCUAUCUUCAAGAAGGAUGACAUCAACUUCAAGAACGGCCACCACAACCUCGAGUGGUACGAUCCAUCGACUAAGUCUGUCGAGCAUCAAUUGCCUUGCAAGGUUCGCUGCAGCUUCUGCCACAGCCCGAUCAUGGAUGAGGGCCGCAACAUGAUUCUGCUGUUUCCAAGUCUGAUCCACUUCAAGUCUGACAAGGAUAAGGAGAACUUCAAGCCAAGAAUGCACAUGUUCUACAGCCAGCGUGUCAUGGACAUUCCAGACGGCCUGCCAAAGUGGACUGGCCUGAAUGAGGGCGAGGACUCUCACCUCAUCGAGGAUAGCCCGCCAGACAUGGUUCGUGACCUCGAGCGCCGCCGUGUCGACGAGCAGAAGAACCGCAGCUCGUUCGAGAAGGGUACCCACAAGGAGGGUAACUAG
Fulvia fulva is the source of this 777-nucleotide messenger RNA. RefSeq lists its product as uncharacterized. Lineage: Eukaryota; Fungi; Ascomycota; Dothideomycetes; Mycosphaerellales; Mycosphaerellaceae. The transcript is spliced from 2 exons. Gene Ontology annotation, molecular function: carbon-sulfur lyase activity. The coding region runs from base 1 to 777 and encodes 258 amino acids. The record is from RefSeq and is a predicted model, not a curated record.